Messenger RNA from Vitrella brassicaformis, 1142 nucleotides. NCBI's taxonomy places the organism in Eukaryota, Vitrellaceae. The record is from the annotation of a GenBank genome assembly.
CGAUGGGGAAUGCGGCGCCCUGAAGGCCGCCCCCGGUGCAAGCCCCGUCAACAGAUUCAACAUCCCCGUCGGCCACAAUAGAUGGGCUGCAGCAUGCGAUGGGUGAUAUGAGCCGCUCGGUGGAUCUUCUGCGACAGCGAUACGAGACGCGAAUCAAGGAGCUCGAAGCCCAGAGAGGCGAUGACGUGCAGGACAUGACGGACGAUACGCACCGUUUGAUGCCAGAAGGCCACACGCAGAACAUCUUUGACGGUCAGUAAUGAUGAGAGACGAACGCUCUUUAAACAGAGAAGUGCAUGCCGGUUUCGGCGCGUGUAGACCUCUGUCAGCAACAGCAGCAUGACAAGUGUAUCGAGCUGCUCAACGAGCGAAUCGAGAUGCUCGAAGCUCAGGUGGACGACUACAAGAAGGAAAGGGAUGAGUGGAAGCAUAGGUACCAGCAGGCCGAAACCCAACGCGAUGAGUGGAAGCGUCGAUGUGAGGAGGUGCACGAGCCACGACAACCAUCCAGUCAGCUUGCCAGCCAGCCAGGCAAAAAUCAGUGUUUUCUUGGUAUAUAUGCAGUUCCAAGACCAGGCAUGUCGAGCGCAGGAAGACCUUAGAGAGUUGGGCAAGGGCUGCUGCAGAGGUGGACGCCAGCAGCAACAUGGCCCUCUGCAGUGCUUCGAUAUCAUCCUCACAGCCAUCUGCCUCUGCCAGUGCUGCUGCUUCCUCACCAUCCGCCCUGCUGGAUGGCACUGAGCCUGACGGGACGGGUCUGCUGCGGGCAGAGGAAUCCUGACGGCAAGGCAGGGGCAGUGAAGCGAGCGUCGAGCUGGAAACGGAUAAUGGCAGCGGGCCCCGUAGGUACAUUUCCCCGUAGGCGAAUGUGUCUCUCCCGGCUGGCUGGCUGGCUGGCUCGCUGUAUUCAUGUAUGUGUGUGUCCUCUGUCUAUGCGUUGAGUGUGGCUAUGAGUAGCAGGGGGCAGGGCGGGGGGAGAGCGGUAUGGGUGCUGUUUUCGAUGUCUCGUGCUUUCAAGACUGCCUGGCCUGGGUCCAUCAAUAUGUGUGUCUCUGUUUGCUGUCUGCUGCAUGGUCGGGCUGUAACUCGGUUGGACCAUCGAUUUCACCGUAUCAGUGGUUUCACUUUGAUGCAUUCACGAU